Messenger RNA from Tupaia belangeri chinensis (Chinese tree shrew), 2126 nucleotides. RefSeq names its product solute carrier family 6 member 1 (gene SLC6A1). Gene Ontology annotation, biological process: sodium ion transmembrane transport; neurotransmitter transport; amino acid transport. Gene Ontology annotation, molecular function: gamma-aminobutyric acid:sodium:chloride symporter activity. NCBI's taxonomy places the organism in Eukaryota, Metazoa, Chordata, Mammalia, Scandentia, Tupaiidae. Gene Ontology annotation, cellular component: plasma membrane; axon; cell surface. The record is from RefSeq and is a predicted model, not a curated record.
GGGAAAAGCUCAGAGGGAGACCCACGUGGCUCUGGUCGGGAGGUUGCAGAGGGAGCCCUUUGGAGCUGACCCACCACAGAAAUUCACCAGGGUGACCCCAAGCCGCAAAGCUGCUGUCCACGUGGACCGGGGCUGACAGCGCACGUCCACCUGCCAGGACCCCUGCGUCCAAGCUGCGAGACAUGGCGACCAACGGCAGCAAGGUGGCCGACGGGCAGAUCUCCACGGAGGUCAGCGAGGCCCCGGUGGCCAACGACAAGCCCAAAACCCUGGUGGUCAAGGUGCAGAAGAAGGCGGCCGACCUUCCCGAUCGGGACACAUGGAAGGGCCGCUUCGACUUCCUCAUGUCCUGUGUGGGCUACGCCAUCGGCCUGGGCAACGUCUGGAGGUUCCCCUACCUGUGCGGGAAAAAUGGCGGCGGGGCCUUCCUGAUCCCCUACUUCCUGACGCUCAUCUUCGCGGGGGUCCCGCUCUUCUGGAAGCUGGCCCCCAUGUUCAAGGGUGUGGGCCUCGCGGCCGCCGUGCUAUCCUUCUGGCUGAACAUCUACUACAUCGUCAUCAUCUCCUGGGCCCUCUACUACCUGUAUAACUCCUUCACCACGACACUGCCGUGGAAACAGUGUGACAACCCCUGGAACACCGACCGCUGCUUCUCCAACUACAGCGUCGUCAACACCACCAACAUGACCAGCGCCGUGGUGGAGUUCUGGGAGCGUAACAUGCACCAGAUGACGGACGGGCUGGAUAAGCCGGGGCGGGGGCUGGCCAUCACCCUGGCCAUCGCCUGGAUCCUCGUGUAUUUCUGUAUCUGGAAAGGGGUCGGCUGGACUGGGAAGGUGGUCUACUUCUCGGCCACGUACCCCUACAUCAUGUUGAUCAUCCUGUUCUUCCGCGGGGUCACCCUGCCCGGGGCCAAGGAAGGCAUCCUCUUCUACAUCACGCCCAACUUCCGCAAGCUGUCGGACUCUGAGGCCCCGGGCUGGCGUUCCUGGCAUACCCGGAGGCCGUGACCCAGCUGCCCAUCUCUCCUCUCUGGGCCAUCCUCUUCUUCUCCAUGCUGCUGAUGUUGGGCAUUGACAGCCAGUUCUGCACCGUGGAGGGCUUCAUCACGGCCCUGGUGGACGAGUACCCCAGGCUCCUCCGCAACCGCAGGGAGCUCUUCAUCGCUGCUGUCUGCAUCGUGUCCUACCUGAUUGGCCUCUCCAACAUCACCCAGGGUGGCAUUUAUGUCUUCAAACUUUUCGACUACUACUCGGCCAGCGGCAUGAGCCUGCUGUUCCUCGUGUUCUUUGAAUGUGUUUCUAUCUCCUGGUUUUACGGCGUCAACCGAUUCUACGACAAUAUCCAAGAAAUGGUGGGCUCCAGGCCCUGCAUCUGGUGGAAACUCUGCUGGUCCUUCUUCACCCCCAUUAUCGUGGCGCGCAUCCAGGUUAUGAUCCAGCCCAGCGAGGACAUCGUUCGCCCGGAGAACGGUCCGGAGCAGCCCCAGGCCGGCAGCUCGGCCAGCAAAGAGGCCUACAUCUAGGGCGGGGCGCGCCGACCCAGCACUCACCCCCCACCUGGCUGAACGCGACCACCACUUGAUGUCUGAAGAUACCUUCUGUCUCAACCUACCUCGAGUGGCGAGUCCAGACACCAUCACAUGCAAGGAGCGGGGAGGUGGGGGGACCGUCAAACCCCUGGGUGGGCCCUGCCGUGGGCAAAGAGGCCCGGUGGCUUCCGCACCCGGCGGGCUGGUGACCUUUUUAACCCGGCCCCGUAAACAUGGAGCGGUGGGCAUCGUAGCCGCCGCCGCCGUAGAUCACGUUUAUCCCGCCAGCCAGUGUGACCCGUGAGGCCACCACACACGCUGCUGGCUCUUAGUCUAUUCCUGACUGUUUUCUUACUGCCGAAACCCAUGACUGUGACCGGUACUUUGCAGGGGUUCGGUUCCCCGGAUCGCUGCUGCACACAUGCAAAGGGCAUUUUGUACAAUGGGGGUUUCCAGGGAGAGCUGACUCUUCAGUAGCAGGGAGCCAGCGGAGCUCUAGGUCCGUUUUUUGGUUUUCUCCCUCCCGAGGCAGCUUAACAAAACCCCCAAGACCUCAGUCAAUAUUCCCAGGGCUGCUUCUCCAGCAAUCUGCCUG